This is a messenger RNA of Erpetoichthys calabaricus (reedfish), 1049 nucleotides long. RefSeq names its product ankyrin repeat domain-containing protein 7-like. The coding region runs from base 27 to 1049 and encodes 340 amino acids. The transcript is spliced from 7 exons. The record is from RefSeq and is a predicted model, not a curated record. NCBI's taxonomy places the organism in Eukaryota, Metazoa, Chordata, Cladistia, Polypteriformes, Polypteridae. Gene Ontology annotation, molecular function: protein binding.
CUCAAUUCGGUUCAGCUCGAAAUGACAUGGGCACGUUUUUAAGAUCAGUAUGGAAUAAAAUUGUAAACAAAGAUCGGUUACAUAAAGCUGCUGCGGAAGGGGAUCUUUCAAAGGUUAAGGAGCUCCUUUCGGACAUUGAAGUUAAUCAGCGGGAUAAAAAUAACAGGACGGCAUUGCAUAUGGCUGCUGCUAAAGGACAUGUAGAAGUUAUCCGUUUUCUUGCAGAACACAAUGCAAAUCUCAACUUGUGGGAUAAUUAUGGAGAAACGCCUCUUAUGACAGCUGUAACACGGCAGAAACGAGAGUGUGCAUUUUUACUGUUGGACCUGGGUGCAGACACAGGCAUUGUAAGUCACCAUGAGGACACAGUUUUGCACCAUGCUGCUGCAGCAUCUGAUAUUGCCUUGGCCGCAAGACUGCUUGAGAUAAAAACAAUGGCAAAAAACAUUGAUUUCAAAAAUCGGGAUCUGUAUACUCCUUUACAUCUGGCAGUAGCUUGGAAUCAUAAAGAAAUGGUCGAGUUUCUACUGAAAAUGGGAGCUGAUAUAAACUCUGUCUCUGUUUAUAAAAGGACUCCUUUAAUGUUUGCUGCCAUAUAUGGAUAUCCCAGCAUUGUUAAACUGCUUUUGCAGUAUAAUGCAGGGAUAUGUGUGACAGAUGUUGAAGGAAUGACUGCAAAUGAUUUUGCCCUGAUGCUUAAAAAUAAUGAAUGUUCCAAGAUAAUAAUGGAAUAUGCAGACAUAAAGGUCUUCCCAAAAUGUAAUUGUUACCAUUGUUGUGAGCAGUGGGUUCCUGUUAUUGAAAUGAAAAAGCCAGCUAUUUUACGGAAAAUGCUUCGGUUACAGAAGGAAGGGUCUUGGCCCUAUAUGUGUAGCAUAUGCCUGUUUGUGAAGGCAGUGCUCAUUCCUUGCCUUGUGCCACAACUGAACUGUCUUUACCCUGCCCAUUUUCUUGAUCCAGAGUCGCCUGAUCAGAAGAGACAUCUGUUUCUAGAUGGACCGUACUGGACAGGCCUCCCUGUUCUUGCUUCUGCAGAUCCUCCUAGGUAG